AUGGCAGAUUCCAACUACAGCUUCUCGGAGGGCUUCAUUCUGAUGGGCGUAUCUGACCAUCCUCAGCUAGAGAUCAUCUUUUUCAUAGUCAUUCUCUUCUCUUACUUGCUGACCUUGCUUGGGAACUCAACCAUUAUCCUACUUUCCUGCCUGGAUGCCCGGCUCCACACUCCCAUGUACUUCUUCCUCAGCAACCUCUCGUCCCUAGACCUUGCUUUUACUACUAGCUCGGUCCCCCAAAUGCUGAUCAACUUAUGGGGACCAGACAAGACCAUAAGCUAUGGAGGCUGUGUGACCCAGCUCUACGUUUUCCUCUGGCUGGGGGCUACCGAGUGCAUUCUGCUUGUGGUGAUGGCAUGGGACCGCUAUGUGGCAGUUUGCCGCCCUCUGCACUACACCACCGUGAUGAACCCUCGGCUGUGCUGGCUGUUGGCUGCCAUUGCAUGGUUGGGUGGCUUGAGCAACUCUCUGAUCCAGUCGACGUUCACUCUGCAGCUCCCAUUAUGUGGGCACCGGAAGGUGGACAGCUUCCUGUGUGAGGUGCCUGCCAUGAUCAAACUGGCCUGUGGAGACACGAGUCUCAAUGAGGCUGUGCUCAAUGGUGUCUGCACCUUCUUCACUGCUGUCCCUCUGAGCGUCAUCCUGAUCUCCUACUGCUACAUAGCUCAAGCAGUGCUGAAGAUCCGCUCAGCGGAGGGACAGAGAAAGGCCUUUAAUACGUGCCUCUCCCACCUGGUGGUGGUGUUACUCUUCUAUGGCUCAGCUAUCUAUGGCUAUCUCCUUCCAGCUAAGACCAGCAGCCAGGAUCAGGGCAAAUUCAUUUCCCUCUUCUACUCUGUGGUCACACCAAUGGUGAACCCUCUCAUCUACACUCUAAGAAACAAGGAGGUAAAGGGAGCACUAAGGAGGCUGCUGGGAAAGGGACGAGAACUUGGCUGA
Mustela lutreola (European mink) is the source of this 939-nucleotide messenger RNA. RefSeq names its product olfactory receptor 2C1. Lineage: Eukaryota; Metazoa; Chordata; Mammalia; Carnivora; Mustelidae. Gene Ontology annotation, cellular component: membrane. Gene Ontology annotation, biological process: G protein-coupled receptor signaling pathway. The record is from RefSeq and is a predicted model, not a curated record. Bases 1 to 939 code for a protein of 312 amino acids. The transcript has a single exon. Gene Ontology annotation, molecular function: G protein-coupled receptor activity; olfactory receptor activity.